This is a messenger RNA of Trypanosoma cruzi, 1683 nucleotides long. RefSeq lists its product as uncharacterized. The annotation marks the transcript as partial. The record is from RefSeq and is a predicted model, not a curated record. The transcript has a single exon. Lineage: Eukaryota; Euglenozoa; Kinetoplastea; Trypanosomatida; Trypanosomatidae.
AUGCGUAAUUUUCCAUCGCCCAACUGUUGUUGCGGUAGUUUUUGCUUUUGCCCGCUCACUCCUACGGAGUUUCUGGCUGAUUGUUUGCUUAAAUUGACGCUACCUUGCUUUACUUUUUUUGUAUCUGGCCUUUUUUUAUUGAAGAUUAAGGGAAUCAUGUCAUCUCCCGAACUAAAGCACCGGCGGAUGGAAGGGCACAUGUCGUUUGUUCCCCCACAAUUUCAGCUGCCUGCACGACCGCCAGCCAGCGGGUUCCCGUGCGAGACGGAUAUUCUCGUUCCGGGUGCACGUGGUAAAGGCAGCGUGGACGGCAAGGCGCUGCUGCUCAAUGCUUCGCCCACGUUGGAGCUUCCAAAGGAGGAGGCGGUGUCGCUUUUUACGGCACUGCGGCAGCACCCCAAGUGUGCUUCUAUACGGGAGCAGCUCAAUAUUAUCAACGAGGCGUAUCUCGAGGAGAUAUUUUGCGAGGAUGAUGCCCGGGAAGACGACACGCGUCGUCGGGUGGAUUACAAUGCCGCCUGUGCUCUGCUCAAAUCCAACUCUUCGAAGCGUCUCUCGGCAUGUGUUUCGUGCCUCACACGAGGUCAGCAUCGCCAAUAUCGCUCACAUAUGCUUACGUACAUGCAAACGGGCGUUGUACCGAAAAAUACAGAGGAAUAUCCCGACAUGGGCACCGUAAUUGACCUUGUUCAACGUGAGCAGAGCUCUUACCUUCAUAAAUUCAUGGAGGAGACGCUGUCAUGUGAGGCCUGUAAGAUCGAGGCUGGCUACAACAAGCGGUCUGGCAAGGCGGUGGAAGUGUCCGCGUUGCACCGGUCCUGUUGGAACCAUAAUUACAUGGACGAACAUGUGGAGCGAUUUGCGAAGCGAUGGUGGCUUUAUCGACUCGAGUCGAGACUGCUGCGAUGCUUCUCUGACGAGGAGGCGAGUAAAAAAGACAGUAAUGGCGGCGACGGUGGUGAUGCCUUCAGUGAGAUUGUAUUUGACCUUAAGAGGGCAGAAGCAGCAGCAAGAGCGGCAGAAAACGCCAAACGAACAGAAACGGUGGUGAAGCCGGUCGCCAAGUUGACAUCUCGCGCACGUCAGUUGGCUGCUCAGUGCGUCGCUGCGACCGUUACGCAGAGGGAGUCACGUGGGGAAGCGCGGUGCCUUCCGGGCGUCUUCAUUCCACCGACGCUGCCGUUGGCGGUGCAGCAACUUGACACGCGCGAGGCACGACUGUACCCUCUUGCCCCUCCUGAGCAGCAGCGGAACGAUGGGGACGAGGAGGUUGCAACCCAAGAGGAAGUUUUGUCACUCACACGUCCUGUCAAUUCCGUGGCGGGCGUUUCGUUCUCGCUACGCCUGUGCAAGUCGGCGUUAGUGGAGCUUUCCGCGGCGCAUUUGUCGUCGUGCCGUGCGGAGUUUCAGCUUCCUGUGCGAUGUGUCUGGCACCCGACAGAGCGGCGAGUUGAUAUUUGCAUGGAGAAACCGUUGCCGGGGUCUAGGGAGACCCGACGUAACAUCAAUGCGGCGGCAUUCAAACGUUUGGUGGACAAUGAGCCGCGUCUUCCGUCAAACGGUCGUUGCAGUGAGCGAGGCCGAUACAAAAGCAAAUGCAUCGCGGAGGUCUCGUUCGGUAACGAUAUUGCUUUUUACUCCGUGUCGAACUGCGUCUACGACGUUACCCAUCAGCACCCAGUC